GUUAAAACUCAAGUCGUGAUUGACCUUGUGGUCGGCGAAUUAUUGGACGUUCCAAACAGAAUAUACACGUCAGCAGAAACAGAAUGGCAGAAGGCAUCGCGAAGCGAUAUACUUUAUAAGCCUCGGUUGGCAAUCCAAAACUCGCUUCCUCCAAUCCUUAUCGAAAAUCAACUCACUGUCAAUGAACCUUUUAUGCAACGCCUUGUCAGCUAUUCACAAAGCGCUUUGAGCAUCUACAAAACAUAUCCUAUCGUUUUAAUUGUUUGCACCGAUCGCGUCUCUCCUAUCCAACUUAUGGCAAAGUUCAAACUUAUUUCUGGAAAACCUUGGAUGUCUUCACUCCUGGCCACUGAUUAUGGGGGUUAA
Messenger RNA from Zychaea mexicana, 366 nucleotides. RefSeq lists its product as uncharacterized. NCBI's taxonomy places the organism in Eukaryota, Fungi, Mucoromycota, Mucoromycetes, Mucorales, Lichtheimiaceae. The transcript has a single exon. The record is from RefSeq and is a predicted model, not a curated record. The annotation marks the transcript as partial.